Molecule: messenger RNA, 1125 nt
Organism: Exophiala bonariae
Lineage: Eukaryota; Fungi; Ascomycota; Eurotiomycetes; Chaetothyriales; Herpotrichiellaceae
Exons: 3
Coding region: 1-1125 (374 amino acids)
Molecular function (GO): 2-oxoglutarate-dependent dioxygenase activity
Source: RefSeq, a predicted model, not a curated record
AUGGUCACCUUGCCAUACAGAAUGCGCGACUCUGACUCCUUCACGACAAAACAAGUCACAUCGACUAAACAGGUCAGAUCGAAGCGCCGCUGUCUGUCAGUUGUUGCGGAGGAGGCGGUAGUUCCAAGGGCUCCUCCCGUUAUCGACUUUUCUCCCUUCUAUGGCAAUGAUCGAGCCAAUAAACAGCAGCUUGUUGAUCAAGUACGACAGGCUUGUCUGGAAAAGGGAUUUUUCCAAAUCGUAAACCAUGGAGUUUCUGAUGAACUCCAAACGGCCAUCUUCAAACAGUCUAAGAACUUUUUCUCCCUUCCAGCUGAAGAGAAGGUAAAACUUGAUAAAGCUCAACACCCAAACAAACUUGGCUAUGAGUGCUUGCGAUCCCAGAAUUUCGAAGGCAAAACCGCUGGCGAUCUGAAAGAGGGAUUCUUCAUCGGUCGAAAACUCCCUGCUGAUCAUAAAUAUGUCAGGGAAGGAAGAAUUCAUUGUGGUCAGAACGCGUAUCCACAAACCGUCUCUGAUCCAUCUCUCUUCGAAGAAACGGUGGAUCAGUACCAUGCGACAAUGACCGCACUGGCGGAAAACAUUCUCAGCGUCAUUGCUAUGACUUUGAACCUCAACGAGGAUUAUUUCCGAGAUUUCUGCAAUGAGCCUGCUGCUGUUCUCAGACUAUUGCACUACCCUCCACAAGCCCCUGACGCUGAUGAGAAUGAACGAGGGAUCGGAGCUCAUACAGACUUUGGCGGCAUAACAAUUCUUCUUCAAGACGAAAUUGGCGGCCUCCAAGUUUUUGAUGGUCUGACUCUCUCAUGGAUUGAUGUCAAACCAACGCCUGGAGCAUUUGUCGUCAACUUGGGCAAUGUCAUGAUGAGAUGGUCAAACGACCGUUACGUCUCGAACCUCCAUCGAGUCAUCAACAGCAGCGGUAAAGAGCGCUACAGUAUACCAUUCUUCUACUCAGGUAACCCAGACUUCAUGAUUGGAUGCCUUCCCGGGUGUGAAGACGGAUUAAGAGGGUCGAAGUACACCCCGAUGAAAGUUCAAGAUUGGAUUUUUGGACGGCAUACCAACACCUUUAAGGAAGCCAAAGGGUUGUCUGAGCUAUCAGCUCUAGCAAAGGUCGCUUAG